This is a messenger RNA of Hyla sarda, 4852 nucleotides long. Its product is annotated as zinc finger protein 554-like. Gene Ontology annotation, molecular function: RNA polymerase II cis-regulatory region sequence-specific DNA binding; DNA-binding transcription factor activity. The record is from RefSeq and is a predicted model, not a curated record. The transcript is spliced from 8 exons. Gene Ontology annotation, biological process: regulation of transcription by RNA polymerase II. NCBI's taxonomy places the organism in Eukaryota, Metazoa, Chordata, Amphibia, Anura, Hylidae. Bases 185 to 1402 code for a protein of 405 amino acids.
GCCCGGAGUGGAGAAAAGGGCCUCACGGUGAAGAUGGACAGCCCAGAACGACUAACCCUCCCCAACAGACGGUCCCUGCAGCAUAGAUGGCCCGAACCAGCUCACCCUUCCUUCCCACAGAGGGAAGAUUGACAGCUGACUGCAUGAUCCUGUAUAUAUAGCAUUAAGUUGUCCUGUCCUCGUGAUGAUUAACAAAAUGAACAAGAAGAAGUUGACCGAGAAGAUUCUGAAUCACGCCCUGGGGAUCAUCUAUUUGCUGACUGGGGAGGAAUAUGUGGUUAUGAAGAAGAAUUCCCCACACAGCACUACAAGUCUUCUGACUGGAGAGGUACCAAUCAAGUGUGGAGACAUCUCAAUCUAUUUCUCGACGGAGGAGUGGGACUAUAUUGAACAACACAAGGACCAUUAUAAGGAUGUGAUGGUUAAAAGUCACCAGUCCAUCAGUGCGGUGCGAGUGCCAUCGAACCUAAGCUCAGACUUGCAAGAAGAUGAUCUAGACUGUUUGUCUGGAGCAGAAGAUGCAGGAAAUACAGAGGUGGUUGAGCCCCCAGAACCACCUACAGCGAUUAUUAUUGGUGAAGCUGGUGACAACAUACAGAGUGUUGAACAAGUGGAGGAGACUCUGAAGGAAAGUAUGAAGGAAGAGGAAAUCAUUGAUGUCACAGGUGAAGAAGACUUGCCAUCCAGCACGCCCUAUCAUUCUUUGGACAGGGGAACAGUAGAAGAAUCCCACCAAGCAGCUUGGCUGGAAGGAGAAACUGUACAAACAUCCUAUGUCUCUCAGGAGUUCCAAAGAGAAGACGUCACUAAUAAUUUUUCCAAUGAUCCUUAUGAUGUGGUAAAUCUUAUUUCUAACUCUGUUUCUGAUGAACAUAAACCAUUCUCUCUGGGUGAGAGUUUCCUCCCCGAGAAUAAUCCAUCAUGGGAAAAUGUUCAUAUCGUGAGGAGAAAAAGCCGAAAACAAGACUUGAAAUUUAAAACCGAUUACUUAGAUUAUGAAGCCAUAAAUGAGGACCAGCUGGAGGAUUUGGAGAAUGAUUGUUAUAUUGCCUUAGACCAAGAAUCCUCAACUCCUUAUAUAUGCUGCGAAUGCGGGAGAUGUUUCGUUUCUGAGCCUACCUUGGCCGAGCACAUGAAGAAACAUUCGGUAGAAAAGCCUCAUAGAUGCAGUGAUUGUGGAAGAGAGUUUGAAUACAGGUCGCGACUCAUUGUCCACCAGAGAACACACAACGGGGGUAAGCCUCAUAAAUGUGAAGAUUGUGGGAAGGACUUUAACUACAGGUCUCGUCUUCUUGUUCAUCAGAGGAAGCACACGGGAGUGAAGCCUCAUAAGUGUAACCUGUGCGGAAAACAAUUUGACUACAAGUCCCAUCUUAAUAGACAUCAAAGAACACACACAUGAAGUGGAAGUGUCCCUCUGCGUGUAAGAAGUAUUACUAAGCAGGGGUCGCUCCUUGUUUGCUCACAUGCAGGCGACUGCUGUCGGAAUAUGACAAACACAUGGCACGUGUACUGCGGCACGGACUGUGCUGUUGCCAUGAAAAGCAAUGGAAAAAGAUCAGCGCAAUUGAUGCAGUUAUGAUUGUGAUCUGAUAAGAAUGGACCAAAAGUUUUCUCGUUCAUGGAAGAAGUCCCGAAACAUUUAAUGACAGGCCAUGUGGACUGCACACACUAAUACAAAGCAUUUGUAAUGCAAACCCAUAGAUACUGUAUGUUAAACUUAUCUUUCAUUGUAAUUGUAACCUUUUCCAUCUUACAUGAGCAAUUACCUAUAUACUCAAUAAGAUGACAGUUUGCAACAGUAAUUAAAGACUCAAGAAUGUCUUAUUAAUAUAAAAAUACAACCGAGCCAUUAACAAAACACAAAUCUAUAGGCUGUGUAUGACCUGGGGAGGUAAAAUUACAUCUGAAUAUUCGUAGAGGAAGAUUUUUAGAGAAGAAGCGAUGUUCAACCUUAUAUGGUGGCCUGUGCUCAAGAUAGGUCAUUAGUAUCAGAUUGGUAGAAUGCCGACACUGGGCACCCCCUUUAUCAGCUGCUGUUUGCCAGAGCCAUGGUCCCAGCACAGGCAGUGAAACGGCGCAGACAGUUCUACAUUGUGUAGGGACCAAGCUGGGUUACUGCAGCUUGGAUCCUAUAAGAAUGAAUGAGAGAAGAGCUGCAUUAACCUAGAAAAGCCACUACACAAUGUACUGAUCCAUCUGCUUCAUGUUUAACUGUGUCUGGUGGUGCCAAAUGUCUGCACCCCACUAAUCUGAAAUUGAUUGCCUAUCCUGAAGAUCAAUACAUUUUAGGCAUUAGAUGAUUGCAUUAUACUUAGCAGUGUAUUUUUGGUACAAAUAAAUGCAAAUAAGAAAGAAAAAGUCUGGCACCGCUAGUGACUGUUCAACGCAGGUUUUGCCAGUGUAGACAUAGCACACAGCACGUGUGUCUGUCCAUGAGCCAAAUGAGCCGUGGAGGUGCUCUCAUCCAAAAGUAUACAGGUAUAGUACAGUGGGGCAAAAAAGUAGUCAGCCACCAAUUGGGCACGUUCUCCCACUUAAAAAGAUGAGAGGCCUGUAAUUUUCAUCAUAGGUAUACCUCAACUAUGAGAGACAUAAUGAGAAAAAAAUUCCAUAACAUCACAUUGUCUGAUUUUUAAAGAAUUUUUUUGCAAAUUAUGGUGGAAAAUUAAGUAUUUGGUCAAUAACAAAAGUUAAUUUUAAUACUUUGUUAUAUACCCUUUGCUGGCAAUGACAGAGGUCAAACGUUUGCUGUAAGUCUUCACAAGGUUUUCACACACUGUUGCUGGUAUUUUGGCUCAUUACUCCAUGCAGAUCUCCUCUAGAGCAGUGAUGUUUUGGGGCUGUCGCUGGGCAAAACAGACUUUCAACUCUGGCCAAAGGAUUUCUAUGGGGUUGAGAUUUAAGACUGGCUAGGCCACUCCAGGACCUUGAAAUGCUUCUUACGAAGCCACUCCUUCGUUGCCCGGGCGUUGUGUUUGGAAUCAUUGUCAUGCUAAAAGACCCAGCCCCAUUUCAUCUUCAAUGCCCUUGCUGAUGGAAGGAGGUUUUCACUCAAAAUCUGACAAUACAUGGCCCCAUUGAGUCUUUCCUUUACACGCAUCAGUCGUCCUGGUCCUUUUGCUAUAAAACAGCCCCAAAGCAUGAUGUUUCCACCCCCAUGCUUCACAGUAGGAAUGGUGUUCUUUGGAUGCAACUCGGCAUUCUUUCUCCUCCAAACACAACGAGUUGAGUUUUUACCAAAAAGUUCUACUUUGGUUUCAUCUGACCAUAUGACAUUCUCCCAAUCCUCUUCUGGAUCAUCCAAAUACUCUCUAGCAAACUUCAGAUGGGCCCGGACAUGUACUGGCUUAAGCAGGGGGACACGUCUGGCACUGCAUGAUUUGAGUCCCUGGCGGAUUAGUGUGUUACUGAUGGUAGCCUUUGUUACUUUGGUCAUAGCUAUCUGCAGGUCAUUCACUAGGUCCCCCCGUGUUGUUCUGGGAUUUUUGCUCACCGUUCCUGUGAUCAUUUUGACACCACGGGGUGAGAUCUUGCAUGGAGCCCCAGAUCAAAGGGAGAUUAUCAGUGGUCUUGUAUGUCUUCCUUUUUCUAAUAAUUGCUCCCACAGUUGAUUUCUUCACAUCAAGCUUCUUGCCUAUUGCAGAUUCAGUCUUCCCAGCCUGGUGCAGGUCUACAAUUUUGUUUCUGUGUCCUUCGACUGCUCUUUGGUCUUUGCCAUUGUGGAGUUGGGAGUGUGACUGUUUGAGGUUGUGGACAGGUGUCUUUUAUACUGAUAACAAGUUCAAACAGGAGCCAUUAAUACAGGUAACAAGUGGAGGACAGAGGAGACUCUUAAAGAAGAAGUUACAGGUCUGUGAGAGACAGAAAUCUUGCUUGUUUGUAGGUGACCAAAUACUUAUUUUCUACAUUAAUUUGCAAAUAAAUUCUUUAAAAAUCAGACUGUGAUUUUUUUUGUCUCUCAUAGCUGAGGUAUAUCUAUGAUGACAUUUACAGGCUUCUUAUCUUUUUAAGUGGGAGAACGUGCACAAUUGUUGGCUGACUAAAUACAUUUUUGCCCCACUAUAGAUACUUAAACAGCAAGAGGUAUAAGGAUAACGCACUCACCGCAGGCUUCAAAGCAGCAAAUUCAGGCUUUAUUCAAUAUUCACAGCAGAAUGCCCCCAUCCUCACCUGUUCCGCAGAUGCUCCCUGUGUAUCUGUCCGUUUCAUUAAAGUUGUUUGCUGUGAAUAUUGAAUAAAGCCUGAAUUUGCUGCAUUGAAGCCUGCGGUGAGUGCGUUAUCCUUAUACUUCUUGAUGUUUCAAUAUUUUGGUACAAACCCUUAGUUAAAAUAAAAAAUAGGCCCAAUAGGCCUAGUUCUAUGAAGGUAUACUUAUUUUUUUUUUUCAUAUCACUUUGUAAUAUAUUCCCUGCAGGUUCAGUAAAUGUUCAACCUUCUCUGUUCCUAAAGAAAGGUUAGGGGAGGAGGGGUAUGAGGCUGCAGUCUGUCUUUUUAAGCUUAUGUGGGAGACUGGUGUUGAGAGGAGUUAGAGACGAUUCACUUCUCCAGCCUCACUCCAGCAAGAGUCCCCAACAAUUCAGCACAUUAACAUUAAAACAUUAACAUUUAUGGAAAGGGAAGUAAAACCUCCACUGUGUUAUGAUGUUUUUGUCUAUAAACGAUAAGUGUUGCCUACCAUCUUCAGCAGUGAACUUACUGAUAAAAUAUGACUCUAUUAUUACAGCUGAUAAGCUCUUUUGUGGCCUGUCACAUGCUGCCCUUAUUUCCUAGUGCUAUGUGUAAUACAUAUCCUGCUAUGCAACCACUUUUCUUAUGUAAAACCAAACCAAGCUGAAUAAAACUUGUUUGC